Messenger RNA from Botrytis cinerea B05.10, 2873 nucleotides. RefSeq lists its product as hypothetical. Bases 179 to 2224 code for a protein of 681 amino acids. Gene Ontology annotation, molecular function: ubiquitin conjugating enzyme activity. The record is from RefSeq and is a predicted model, not a curated record. Gene Ontology annotation, cellular component: nucleus. NCBI's taxonomy places the organism in Eukaryota, Fungi, Ascomycota, Leotiomycetes, Helotiales, Sclerotiniaceae. The transcript has 2 exons. Gene Ontology annotation, biological process: protein polyubiquitination.
GAUUAGAUUUUUUGGAAGAAAUAGUUGAUAUAUCCUCACUCGACUUUUUGAUUUGUUCAUUCUUCUCUGGUUUUGGGAAGCAAACUGAAAGCAUAUGAAACUCCAACGUAGCAGUUUUGGUUGUACAAAGAAUAUCGUCUUCUACGAACUUGGUCAAUCUUGUUAACUUGAGAUCAAGAUGGCAGAGGAUCCCGAGGGCUUGGAUACUUGGGUUGACGUCAGGGAGGAACUUGGGUUGAAUCAACCGUCUAUGUCUAUGUCCACGUCCAAUCCGAAUCCUGGUACCAAAACAACUCCAUCCUGUGGUGAGAAAUUAUCGAAGAUUCGGAAUAUGCAUAAGGUCCUUGUCCAUCGAGCCAUCCGAGCUUAUUUUGGUGAAAUGCCACUCAGCGUAUUGAAGGUUAGUAGGGAAAAGGAACCGUAUGAUCGUACCAGGAAUCUAUGCUUAGAAUACGAAGCUGUUCAUGCCGAUAGUACAACUCCUUAUCUUAGUGUCUGUCCUGCUUCUCUUUAUAGUGCUAAAGUUGGUGGGCUUGGAUCUGCUGUGGAUCUCACAAAUGCAAUCGCCUGCAUUGAAGGGCCCUCGGAGAGUCCAUAUGCUGGGGGUAUCUUCUUUCUGCACAUUUAUUUUCCUAUUCAAUAUCCUGAAAGUCCUAUGAAAGUGCGCUUCUUGACACAGAUUCAUCACCCGAAUAUCAGUACAGAUGAAGAUCUCUACUUGCCCAGUAUUGCAGUUGAAUGGCCUCUGAAGAAAUCUUUACAUGAAGUUCUUUCGUCGAUAUUCUCAAUUCUUAGCAAGCCCGAGUUGGAUGAUCAUUUCAUACCUGAGAUUGCGAAGGAGUAUAUUGAUGACUACAAGGGGUUCUUCGAGAAGGCAACAAUUUCUACAAGCAAACAUGCGUCGAAGGAGAGACUAGACGUGGGAAAAUUGGUGUUAGAUUGGAUACAAGACUACGUGUCACUUGAUUACGAAAUUGCAUCGUGUCACAAGGCUCUCUUGUUAUGGCGUCAGAAUAUAUGGGAGGCAUUACCAAAAGAUGGUAGUGUCGAAGACGUCGAAUUGCAAUGCGUCAUACCAGACUCUGCCAUAGUGACUAUAUCUAAGAACUUGAGGAGAUUGUGUACUGGAGAAGUUGGACUUGAAGGAAUUGACUUGAGUGGAUGGGAUAAGUGUGAUCAGUAUAUAAGAGAUCAUUCUAAGUCUUCGCUUGGAAAUACACUGGUUUUAGUGUGGCUCAUGCUCCAAAAAGAAAAGAGAGGUAUCAUAGACAAUGAUUACAUGCUUCCUGGCUGGGCCCCAAACAUUACUGUUGAAACAUGUCAGCUUUUUCUGAGGCAGUGGCGAGAUGAAGUAUGGGGAGCGUACCCAGAGGAUACCUUCAACGAUCUUCAAUCUGUCAUACCAGAUUCUGCUAUCGUCACCAUAUCUAACAAUCUGGAAAAAUUAGGCUACGGUCAUAUCAAACUUGAGCAUUUGGACUUGCGGGAAUGGGACUACAGCACUGAGUUUAUAGAUGAAGGAAAUGAAUUUGGUCUUCGGAAUUUGCUACAAAACAUAUGGGAGGAGUUCGGCGAGGCAAAAGAGAAGACUAAAAAUAUAGCUGUUCCAGGACGCAGUCAUGAUUCCAGUGCUAAAGGUCCCAAGCCUCCCCGGGGACUACAACUUCUCGGUUUCAAGAUUGCAAGUUAUAAAUUCAAUCAGAAAUCAUUUUCUUCAAGAAGCCGUCUCCUUUCUCAUAGGGCUAGAAUCUUAAAGUCCAAACAAGAACCACGGAUUACAAAAAGUGAUCAGAACUCCAAGGCUAAAAAUUCAAAGUCCAAGCAGAGAUUACAAACCAAGACAAGUGCUUCUGGCGCCAAAGCUGACAGCUCAAGUUCUGGUCAGGGAUCAGGAGUUGCAAAAGGCGGACUCGGCUCAGAGAUUGGAAGCUCGAAUUCUAACAAGCGACCACAAAUUACGCGAAAUAAUCUUGUUACCAAUAUUCAAGGUUUAGCCUUUGAAGUCGAAGAACUAGACUUUCCAAUUUCGAAAGAUGAUCUCAGACCUAUGGCUGAAGAUUUAAGCUUUAACAUCGAGGAACUAGACUUACCAAAUUCGAGAGAUGAACUCAGAUCCAUGGCUGGAGGUUUAAAGACUAGCCAGGAAUUACAAGCUACAGGAGGCGAGGAGACCAGCAAGGGUCUCAAGGGAGGCAGUAAAGGCAAGGGCCCUGGUACAAGUUGAUGAAUGAACUGCGUAAUGAUGAUGUACUACCGGGUAGACUGCUACCAUCAUGAUCACCAUUCCUCGCUACAACAUGGAAGAACAUAUCUAUAUGAACAUAAACCGACUUCCUUGUGCAGAAAUAGUCACAAUGAUAGUACCAAUUCAACACGAAAAUUCUGUCUCAGGGAUAAGAUCGAAUUUUUCUAUAUGAACAAGUCAACUCAUGCGAUUAUCCGAUAUUCGAUCGUUUGAUUUUUUCAUUUUUUAAGUCGUCUUUUUUUUUAAACUAAAAUAAUUAUCAAACUCCUCACCUGCAACUGCUAUUAGGAAACCAGCUGUAUAUUUUGGGUUCUUGGAAAAGGGACUGUGUCCGCAGAACGCCCACUCUUCAUUCAUUAGCCCCCCUGAGCUUCGAGCCUCGGGUAUCAUAGAUUCCUGCAAAGAUUUAGGAAUUCAUCGAUCACCUCCACAUAUCAAAUAAACUGAUGGGAUCAUCAAACGGGCAGUCGAAGUAGCUUUUGUUUUGGAAUCUGGUCACACUUUUUAGUUUUAGCUUGGAUUCGCAAGCCCUAGCCAUUGCAUCAUUAAGAUCAUGGUCAUAUUUCUGUCUAGUGUUUAUUGCUGGGACGAAACCAUCCUGAUAAUCACAAUUAGUGUUUAUAGUUCA